UUCAUAUAAUCCCUUUUUGGGCCAAAAAGAGGACCAGAUACAAAAACCCCUGAGGAACAAGAAACGGAAGAUUUUAUUAUUUAUUAUUAGGGUUUAAACUUUAAACAGAGGUUACAGAACACUCUCCCCCUCCUCCUCUCGUUGCAGUCACCAUGGGGGGCUCUGGAGUUCAAGUCAAUAAGGCUCACAAGGCUCGUGUCUCCUCUAAAUCUUCUCGCAAUAUCCACAAAACCUCCCUCCAAGAUAAAGGCCGGAUUAGUAAACCGGAGGGUAACCACGUUAAAGGCGCUAAAGCUGCCCGUCUUCAGCGUGCCAAGAUGGUUAGAGAGCAGAAAAGAGCAGCGGUUUUGAAGGAGAAGAGGGAAUCAGGAGGCUUAUCCAGUGCUCCUCGAGUUAUCGUCUUGUUUCCUCUCUCUGCUUCCGUGGAUUUGAACUCGCUUGGUGAAGAUGUUUUAAAGCUGUUAUCUACUGAUGGUGAUGUCACUUCUUCUUCAACAGUUGCAUCAUCUGAGUAUAAGCUACGAGCAACGGUUUUGAAGGCGCCUCAUGGGGAUCUUCUGACAUGCAUGGAAAUGGCCAAGGUUGCUGAUCUGAUCGCUUUUGUUGCAUCUGCAAACGAGGAUAUCUCUAGCUUGAUAGAUUCAUUCGGAAGUCAGUGUCUUUCUGUGCUUAGAUCAAUUGGUCUGCCAAGUACCGCUGUGUUGAUACGUGACUUACCCAGUGAGCUGAAAAAGAAGAAUAAGCUGAAAAAGAUGUGUGCCUCUCGGCUUGCUUCUGAAUUUCCUAAGGAUUGUAAUUUUGAUCCAGCAGACACCAGAGAUGAGUUGCAUCAGUUCAUGGGAUUAUUGAAGGCACAAAGGCUUUCUAUACCACACUGGCGGAAGCAACGACCUUAUGUUGUGGCUCAGAAGGUUGGGAUGCUGGUGGAUGAUACAACCCCAGGAAAGUGCACUCUACUUCUCUCCGGUUACUUGCGUGCUCGUAAACUAUCAGUAAAUCAGCUGGUCCAUGUUACUGGCGUUGGUGAUUUUCAGCUCUCAAAAGUUGAAGUCCUGAAGGACCCAUUUCCAUUAUUAAAUGAAAGGAGAAAACAGACUUCCAUGGAAUUGGAUGAUUCACAUGAUGAAGAGGUAUUGAGGUCUUUGGUUCCUGAUCCCAUGAAACAAGAGCCUUUAGUAACUGAAAACACUCCAGAUCCAUUAGAAGGGGAACAGACAUGGCCAACUGAGGCAGAGAUGGCUGAGGCUGACAGUAAUCAGAAACAGGGAAAGCCAAAGAAGAGGAGUUUGCCACUAGGGACUUCAGAAUAUCAGGCUGCUUGGAUUAUUGAUGAGAUAGAUGAAGAGGAUUCUGAUAAUGGUGAUUCCGAUGACGAUCGUAUGGUGUUGGAUAGAGGAGAGGAUCAGUAUUCCAAUCAAGACCAAGAUUUUGAGGAUGAUAAAGAAACACUGUACGUGCAGGAUAUGGAUAAUGAAACUCAUAAUGACUCGGAGAUGAUGGACGAUGAAAACUUGACAAGAGAACAAUAUGAGGAUCAAAUCAAGAAAAUCAAAGAGGCACAUGCUGAGGAUGAGGAAUUUCCAGAUGAGGUGGAGACUCCCAUUGAUCAGCCUGCAAGAAAACGUUUUGCAAAGUACAGGGGUCUCAAAUCCUUCAGAACCUCCCCGUGGGAUCCAAAUGAGUCUCUACCUCAGGACUAUGCCAGAAUCUUUGCUUUUGAUAACGUCGCUAGGACUCAAAAGCUUGUGCUCAAGCAAGCCCUGAAGAUGGAAGAAGAAGAAGAAGAAAGCAGAGAUGAUUGUGUACCAACUGGGUCAUAUGUACGGCUGCAUAUUAAGGAAGUGCCUCUUGUUGCUGCCUCUAAACUAUCAUCCAUUGUUAGCACGAAACCCAUUAUAGCAUUUGGGCUUUUGCAACAUGAAUCCAAGAUGUCGGUUCUGCGCUUUAGCUUAAAGAAGUAUGAUGGUUACGAAGAUCCUAUUAAAACAAAAGAGGAGCUAAUGUUCCAUGUUGGUUUCCGUCAGUUCGUUGCAAGGCCAGUAUUUUCAACCGACAAUAUCAGUUUAGACAAACAAGUGAUGGAGAGGUUUCUGCAUCCAGGCCGUUUCUCAUUGGCUUCAGUAUACGGCCCAAUAUCCUUCCCAUCCCUUCCUUUGGUUGUUCUGAAGAUUUCUGACGCUGAUGCUCCUGCUUUUGCUGCCUUUGGUUCCUUGAAAAGCAUUGAACCCAGCAAAAUAGUUUUAAAGAAGAUAAUAUUAACUGGGUAUCCUCAGAGAGUAUCAAAAAUGAAAGCAUCAGUAAGAUAUAUGUUCCAUCAACCUGAAGACGUUAGAUGGUUUAAGCCUGUAGAAGUGUGGACAAAAUGUGGGCGUCGUGGUCGCGUGAAGGAGCCAUUGGGCACACAUGGGGCAAUGAAAUGCAUAUUCAAUGGAGUGGUGCAGCAACAUGACGUUGUGUGCAUGAACUUAUACAAGCGUGCUUAUCCCAAAUGGCCCGAGCGUAUGUACCCGCAGCUUCUGUGAUUCUAAUUAAUAGAAAUGAAGUUGUUGAUGUUGUUCAAGUUUCUUUGAAUUCAAAUUCUUACUUUUGAUAACUUUAUGGACCUGGUUUUGUGAAGUCCUCUGGUUUUGUCAUGUAUGUGUUAAAUAUAAGGAGGCAGUAGAAAAGCUAA
This is a messenger RNA of Brassica napus (rape), 2671 nucleotides long. RefSeq names its product pre-rRNA-processing protein TSR1 homolog. The transcript has 21 exons. Gene Ontology annotation, molecular function: GTPase activity; U3 snoRNA binding; GTP binding. NCBI's taxonomy places the organism in Eukaryota, Viridiplantae, Streptophyta, Magnoliopsida, Brassicales, Brassicaceae. The record is from RefSeq and is a predicted model, not a curated record. The coding region runs from base 153 to 2522 and encodes 789 amino acids. Gene Ontology annotation, cellular component: preribosome, small subunit precursor; nucleus. Gene Ontology annotation, biological process: ribosome biogenesis; endonucleolytic cleavage of tricistronic rRNA transcript (SSU-rRNA, 5.8S rRNA, LSU-rRNA); maturation of SSU-rRNA from tricistronic rRNA transcript (SSU-rRNA, 5.8S rRNA, LSU-rRNA).